GCUGAAAUCACGAGCGCGGAAAUGGUGUUUACAUUCCUGUGCUUGCUUCGUGUGUCAAGAAGACUAAGCUCAAAUCUGUCUGAAAUCUCCUAUCGAGAACGAGAACAAAAGAAACAAACUAAGCCUGAAGGAUGAUUCUUGAAAGAGGACAGCCCUUCAUCCUCUCCCUCCUCUUAUUUAUCUCAGUGCUGUUAUCUUUGAGUCACUGCCAUCCAUACCCAGUAGCUGUAAACAGGAUAGUAUCCAAUCAUACUCAAAGAAAAGUCUCGGACAUCGCUGCAGAGGUAGCGAGUUAUGCUGAUGUGGCCAAACAGAUUAUUGACCUGGCUGUGUCCGGUGCUGCCCAGAAUCGCUCCUACAAACGGCUUGCAGACUUUACUGAUACUAUUGGGAAUCGUGUCAGUGGCUCACAGAACUUGGACAUGGCUAUCAAGUAUAUGUACACUGCUCUGACACAGGAUGGACUUGAUGUGCAUCUGGAACCAGUAAAAAUCCCCCACUGGGUGAGAGGGAAUGAAAGUGCAGCAAUGAUUGCACCCAGAGCCAAAAGUCUAGCUAUGCUGGGACUGGGUAGCAGUGUAGGGACACCACCUGAAGGUAUUGAAGCUGAGGUUUUGGUGGUUGAAUCUUUUGAUGAACUGAAACGUAGAGCCAGCGAGGCUGUAGGGAGGAUAGUGGUCUUCAACCAGCCAUUUGUCAGCUAUGGGGAAACGGUGGCUUACCGUGCUUUUGGAGCAUCUGAGGCAGCUAAAGUGGGAGCUGUGGCAACUCUCAUUAGAUCUGUCACUCCGUUCUCUAUUAACAGUCCCCACACAGGUUGGCAAGACUACCAAGAUGUGAAGCGCAUCCCUACAGCCUGUAUUACCAUAGAGGAUGCUGAGCUGAUGUGGCGUAUGGCACAGAGGGGGCAGAAGAUUGUGGUCAGACUCAUAAUGGGAGCCAAGACUCUGCCAGAUGCUGACUCCUUUAACACAGUGGCGGAGAUUAAAGGCUGGCAGCACCCUGAACAGGUUGUCUUACUGAGCGGCCAUUUGGACAGUUGGGAUGUGGGCCAAGGUGCAAUGGAUGAUGGCGGUGGAGCCAUGAUUUCUUGGGAGGCCCUGUCAAUCAUCAAAGACUUGGGUUUGCGUCCGCGGAGGACCCUGCGUACAGUGUUGUGGACAGCUGAGGAGCAGGGUGGAGUCGGAGCGCAGCAGUACUUCAGUCAACACAAGGUGAACCUGUCAAAUUUUGACUUGGUCAUGGAGUCCGACUCGGGGACCUUUACCCCAUUGGCUCUGCAGUUUGCUGGCAGUGAUGCAGCACGAAAGGUGAUGGAGGAAGUGGUCAAACUCUUGGCUCCCAUUAACACCACCAAACUAGAAGCACAUGGAGAAGGAACAGACAUCUCACCUUGGAUGCAGGCUGGUGUACCAGGUGCCAGCCUCCAUGUAGCAGAUAGUCGAUACUUUUGGUUCCACCACAGUGAAGGCGAUACUAUGACCGUCCAGGACCCUCAAGACAUGAACCUCUGCUCAGCAUUGUGGGCUGUGGUUGCCUAUGUGGUGGCAGACCUACAGGACAUGCUUCCCAGGUAGCCUGUUGGCACACAGCAAGUGGAGCAUAAAUCAAAUUGAACUUGAGGUUAAAUCGAUUUAGAAGAUAUUUCUGUCAACUCUCCUUGGAAUAAUUGAAUUAUUUAAUCUAAGAAAGAAUAGAAAAAGAGAUGGAUUACUUGAAAGACGUAAUAUAAACCAAAACAUUAAGGCUAAAUUAGUGUGAAAAUAACUGAGUUUUUAAAUUGGAGUCAAUACAACAUUAAUAACAAAAAUAAGUUAGAUAAAUAACGACGCUAUAGAUUUACAUCAUGUAGCUCAGGGCUGUUUCAUGAUUAUUUUAAAUGUUAAGCUAAAGCUUCAUAAUGAUUCUUGAAGAAUUAUUAUUAUUUCAGCCAAUAGAAAUUUGUUUGAGGGAGAGAAUUAUUCUUUUCAAUCAUGUUUAAAUGCUAGUCUAAUAACCAAGAUGCAACCAGGGAAAUGGGAACAUGAACUUUCUCAGGUACGGUACACUUCUCAUACUUUGUUAAUUUUCUGAGAAACUAUAAAAUUAGGAUUGCUUUAAGUGGCUUACAGUGUAGAAAUUAAAUGAAGUCUCAUAAUGUUUGUAUAAGCAAUGUCACAAUUCUAAAAGAGAAAAUGAAUUGUUGUCCCAUCUUUUUCUUUUUUUCUUUUAAUAUGUUUUAAUGUUGUUGUAUAAUUGUUAUGUUGAUUUUUUAGGUAUGAUUGUAUCUCCUUGCAUUCUUUUUAACUGUGGGAUUUGUUUUCUACAACCAUAUAACAAGGAGGCCUUGUACAAUUUUUACACUGAAAAUGUUUUCAAGUGCUCUAAAUGAGUCAAUAAAGCAAAACUGAUUGCUUUAAA
Molecule: messenger RNA, 2400 nt
Organism: Cheilinus undulatus (humphead wrasse)
Lineage: Eukaryota; Metazoa; Chordata; Actinopteri; Labriformes; Labridae
Product: carboxypeptidase Q-like
Exons: 11
Coding region: 132-1577 (481 amino acids)
Biological process (GO): peptide catabolic process; proteolysis
Molecular function (GO): metallodipeptidase activity
Source: RefSeq, a predicted model, not a curated record